GCCUACACACACCUACAUACCCCCUAUAUAGGGUCUUUUAUUUACGUUUUUCUACAUUUUUGUUUGCUGCACCAGAAACAUCAUCAAAAAGAGUUAACAAAGUCCCCUGUCAAGAUGCAUUCGACCAAGAUAAAAGAGGGCGAUGACAGAGAGGAAAUGGAACUCAACCAAAUCUGGCGGGGAUGUCGUAAAAUCCAGGGCGCCAUUUUUCGUUAUAACUUUGACAUCUGUGCCGACUUAAAGCAGCACGAUCCGGGAUGCAGUGGCUUCGUUUCCGAACCCAUUUUCACUGCCGUAUUGGGAAAGUAUCGCAAGGUGGCCGGCAUGUCCGAAACUGAGCUGAGAGAUGUCACCGAUUACUUUCAAAUUCGAGAUGGUCGUGUAGCGUAUCGCCAAUUUUGCAAGGUUGUUUGUAGCGAAACUCUCCACAAGGUUCCUAAAAAUGAUUUGGCCACUGGGCUAGAGUGGAACGAUCCCUGGCAUGUAAAUGUGAUUCCUCAGCCGGAGGAUCGUCGCAAAUUGUGUCUGAUUCUUCUAAAAGUGGCCCAGGCCUCGCACAUACCUCUAAUGCCUUAUUUUCAGGACUACGAACUAAUCGCUCAAAACGUUGGUGUAGUCACUGUGUCACAUUUUGCUAGGGUUCUCCACUUUAUGAAGAUACCUCUUUCAGAGCCGGACUUCCUGCUCCUGCUGCGUCGCUACAUGAAGGAUGGCUACUUGGUCAACUAUGUGGCCUUUCUUAAGCACGUCGAUAAUAUCAUGGCUUACCUGAGCGAGCAGAAACUGCUGGAUAAUUCACAUGACAUAAUCGCAAACUUCCCGGGACGCCUGGUAGACUUGGAGAUGUCCCAACUGCCGGCCGUUGAUGGGUGCAAGCUGAUACAUCCCAUCUUUCCGGAUGCUUGCAAUCAACCGAAGAAGAACCGCACCCAGUGCGAUAUCAUCUUUUGUAUUCAGAACUAUGUGUACAAGAACCAGGUGCGCACCACAGAGUUCCUGGAGAGCUAUGAUGCCCUUCGCGUGGGCAGCAUCACUAAGAACCAGUUUGAGCGCGGUCUCUCCAACAUGGGAGUGGGCAAGAAUCUCACACAACGGGAACUGGGCAUCCUGCUGGAGCGCUACACGGAUCCCAUGGACACCAAUCGAGUACGGUGGCGCAAUUUCGCCGACGAGAUCGACACAGUCUUUACCAUCAAGAAUCUGGACAAGAUGCCGCAGUGUGUGGUGGAGUCGCCACUGCGCCACAUACAGGAGAUGCCACGGCCGGGGGCCAUCGAUUGGCACGCUGCCCCGCAGUCAGUGCGAGAGUUGUGCGAGGAUGCCAUGGGCAGGAUACGUAUCCGCAUUCGAAAUCGUCGUCUCUAUCUGCAUCCGUUCUUCCGCAGCUACGACAAACUGAACAGCGGCCAUGUCCGCUGCAACAUUGCCACACAAAUCUUCCGCACCAAUGGUAUUCUCUUGUCCGACCCGGAACAGGAUGCCGUACUAAGUCGCUACGGAAACGCGCUAGGCUUCUGCUAUACAAAGUUCCUGGACGAUGUAGAUCCGGCCGAGUAUGCCAUGCCCGCCUUGGUGACCAAACAGGAGCUGGUGGAAUGUCCGCCCUUCGCUCGGGACAACCAAGAACCGGAGGACGCCACUGAAGAGGUCAUUGUUCGCAUUCUUACCAAUUGCAGGCGCCAGGCUCUUGCCAAGAACGUGGCUGUCAUUGAAUUUAUGUCCGACUACGAUCGGCAUCGGGAGGGAGAGAUCCUUGAGUCGGACUUUAAGAGGGCUCUGGACAAUUCCAGUGUCAUCAUCAAAGAGGAGGAAGCCACCAUCCUGUGCAAUAUCUUCCGAUCCCCGCGACGCAGGGCGUGUGUCCGAUACCGUGACUUCUGCAAGGCUCUGGACGAGAUCUUCAUACAGCUGGACACGAACAUGGGCGACCAACUGGUCACGGCAGUGCCACUACUACAUCUUCCCAACUUGGACUGUGUGGAUUGUUUCCUGAGCUUCGAUGAGCGGACAAUCUGCUCGCAGGCUCUAAUGAAGCUGGCCCGCAAGCCAGACGAGAUUUCCAAUCUGAGCCAAGUAUUCAAGGACUUCGACCGCGAGCAGUGUGGUUCGAUUACACAGAACCAGUUCCUACGUGGUCUGACAGUGCGCGACAUGCACGUAAUGCUCAGCAGCCGCGAGUUCCAGGCCAUCUGCAAGUGCUUCGGCGUGAAGAAGGGCAUGUGCAUGGAGUUCAACUAUCGCGAAUUCCUCAAGAUCCUGGACGUGCUCUUUAUUACCGGCCAGAAAAAACAAAAUUAUUAGUGACAAAUACUCCACUGAACCCCAAAAUUCCCAGUGCAUUGUUAUAUGUUUUGUUCUUUUAUAAAUUUAGUGUCGUGUGCAUGGAAAUAAACAAGAAAGUUUGGUUUA
Molecule: messenger RNA, 2409 nt
Organism: Drosophila ananassae
Lineage: Eukaryota; Metazoa; Arthropoda; Insecta; Diptera; Drosophilidae
Exons: 9
Coding region: 115-2301 (728 amino acids)
Molecular function (GO): calcium ion binding
Source: RefSeq, a predicted model, not a curated record